AGCCAGUGGAGCUUUAGAGAGCCAGUGCAGCUUUAAGAGGUCAAGAACCGGUCUGAUGAGAGAAUGGAGCCGAGCUGUGUGUCAUAGGAACACACACGCACACACACACACACACACACUGUGCGCACCGGGCCGAGGAUGAGCACACAACACUCACACAGACACACACACACUCAGGCUGAGAACGUCAGGACAUGUUUCGGAUGAGCUGAAGAUGUGUGAUAGUGUAGAUGUUGAGGAGAAGCCCCCUGCUCCCCCCAUGAGAAUGAGCAGCAGCUCUCGUGAUUCUUCAUCUGUCCUGCACUCGUCUAAACCGCUGCCCAUGGCUCCGGAGGAGAAAAACAAGAAAGCGCGCCUCAGAUCCAUCUUCCCUGGAGGAGACAAGACAAAUAAGAAGAAGGAAAAAGAGCGUCCUGAAAUUUCUCUUCCAUCUGAUUUUGAACACACCAUCCACGUGGGCUUUGACGCAGUAACAGGAGAGUUCACUGGCAUCCCAGAGCAGUGGGCUCGGUUACUGCAGACCUCCAACAUCACCAAGCUGGAGCAGAAGAAGAACCCUCAGGCCGUCAUCGAUGUGCUCAAGUUCUAUGACUCCAAAGAAACCGUCAACAACCAGAAGUACAUGAGCUUCACGUCAGGAGAUAAAUCAGCUCAUGGCUACAUCGCCACUAACACGCUGAACCGCCUCCUGUCCUCCGGGCCACCAGUCAGCCUUAGAUCCUGCAGCGCUUUAUUUGAAAAGGAAAUUGAAAAGCCCCGCCCACAGGAAACUGUGUCAAAUCGCUGCAAAGCAUUCUGGCAGCAGGGAGCUAAAACAGCAUCUGAGCCACCCAUCGCUCCUCCAGUAUCUGAGGAGGAAGAUGAGGAAGAAGAGGAAGAAGAAGAAGAUGAAGAUGAAGAUGAUGAUGAGGUGCCCCCCAUAAUCGCGCCAAGACCAGAACACACCAAAUCGAUCUACACACGCUCCGUCAUCGAACCCGCUGCGACCCCUGACCCUGUUAAAGAGGUCACGACCCCACCAGAGUCACAGGUCCAAUCGGAGGAGACAACAACUUCUAGCACGUUGUACAGACACACAGACCGACAGAGAAAAAAAUCCAAAAUGACUGAUGAGGAGAUUCUCGAACGACUCAGGAGCAUCGUCAGUGUUGGGGAUCCAAAGAAGAAAUACACACGCUUUGAGAAAAUAGGACAGGGGGCAUCUGGAACAGUUUACACAGCCAUCGAUAUCGCAACAGGACAGGAGGUUGCUAUAAAGCAGAUGAACCUUCAGCAGCAGCCGAAGAAGGAGUUGAUCAUUAAUGAGAUUUUGGUGAUGAGGGAAAACAAGAACCCCAACAUUGUUAACUACCUGGACAGUUAUUUAGUAGGAGAUGAAUUGUGGGUAGUGAUGGAGUAUUUAGCGGGCGGGUCUCUUACUGACGUCGUCACAGAAACCUGCAUGGACGAAGGGCAGAUUGCUGCAGUGUGCCGAGAGUGUUUGCAGGCUCUCGACUUCCUGCACUCUAAUCAGGUGAUUCAUAGAGACAUCAAGAGCGACAACAUCCUGCUGGGUAUGGACGGAUCUGUCAAGCUCACGGAUUUCGGGUUCUGUGCUCAGAUCACCCCGGAGCAGAACAAGCGCAGUACAAUGGUAGGAACGCCGUACUGGAUGGCACCUGAGGUUGUGACUCGGAAAGCUUAUGGACCCAAAGUGGACGUGUGGAGUCUCGGCAUCAUGGCUAUAGAAAUGGUGGAGGGAGAACCACCGUACCUGAACGAGAACCCACUGAGGGCGCUGUAUCUCAUUGCCACUAACGGCACUCCAGAGCUACAGAACCCCGAGCGUUUAUCCUCUGUCUUCAGAGACUUCCUGAACCGCUGUCUGGAGAUGGAUGUAGACCGGCGAGGAUCAGCUAAAGAGCUGCUGCAGCACUCUUUCCUGAAGCUGGCAAAGCCUCUGUCCAGUCUGACGCCGCUGAUUGUAGCCGCCAAGGAAGCCAUCAAGAACAGCAGCCGCUAGAGGGGACUACACACACACACACAUACACCACAUACAUACACACACACACACACACAUACACACACACAGAUAAACGAUGACAGACUGUUUCACUCAGCCCCUUCAUGCUGUCUAACACCACAGAAUGAUCUGUUCCCCUAGUGUGUGUGUGUGUGUAUAUCUGUGUGUGUGUACAGUAUGUGUGUGUUGGAAGGAAACCCAGUUCAAAUGGAGAAAAGGAAAAGUUUUUUCACUGUUACAGAGUGUCACAGUGUGUGUGUGUGUGUGUGUGUGUGUGUGUGUGUGGCUAUUUUACUAUGCAUUUUAAGAGCCAGUGCGAGCCGUGAAGCAAAGCCAUUGAGUCACAGAAACAUGACCGAACGGGCAUUACGCGGCAAAGUCACACACAUGCAGAUAUAUGUAUUUAUGUUCCAUCUACACACACACACACACACACACCUGAAGGGUGCUAAUACUUAUGUUUUUGACUUUGAAUCAGAUUCUCAUGUUUUAAAGUUAUUCACAUCUUACUCUUAUUGUUUUGUUGGGUACUUUGGGUGCAUGUGUUUGUGUGUGUGCGCAUGUGUGUGUGUGUGUGUGUGUGUGUGUGUGUGUGUGUGUGUGUGUGUAGAAUACCUCAGUCUGCCAGUUACCCUCCAGAACAACACUGUGAAUCUUCAGGAAGCUUCAGCACUCACACACACACACACACAACACAACACACACACACACACACACACACAGACACACAGGCACACACACACACACACACAUCCUUAUUCAGAAGACAGUGAUGUCAUGAUGUGAGAUAAAUGUAUAUGUGCGUGCGCAUGUGUGUGUGCGCAUGUGUGUGUGUACGUGCGCGUGUGUGUGUGUGUGUGUGGGUGUGAGUGUGUGCGAGUGUGUUCUGUAACUUGGGUGUCCUUUAGACUGCUGUGUCCUGGUUUUACCAAGUGCUUGUCUCCUGUUGAUGAUGUCAUCCUUACAGAGAGAUCUUCAUGUUGCUAUAAUUUAAACACUUUGAUGUGGUGACAUCACACCACUUCUGACCAAUCAGAUUCCAGAAUUCGAUGUAUCUGUAUGUAUGUAUGUGUAUAAGGCUAACUAGUGUAUUUAAUGGAAAGCUAACAGGUUUAGCCAAAUGUAAAGAUGUUUCAAGAAGUGAGAACAUUUGUGAUUUCUUUUGAUUGGCUGAUCAAAUUAAACAUAAGCUCCACACUUAUUGGUUGAGGGACAUUUGCUGCUUGGCAGAAUCAGGACGCACAGAACAGACUGUCACUUUGAGUGAGAAAUUAUGUGUUCAUCUUUUUUCCCUAAAAACAAUACUAUGAUCAUUUUCAAAAUGAGUGCGGCGCUGAUGACAUCACCAAGUCUGAAGGUGGAUUAAAAUGUUUUGGAUGGUGCACAGAGGACAUGUGGAGGUUUUUAUACUGGAAUGGGAUGUGGCCUGUCACUGAGACACGGAUGACACGUGGAGGAUCCUGAGAGGUUUAAUACAUUAACAUCGUGUCUAAUGCAGGACGGGUGAUUUGGGACACGACCAUCACGUCUCCCUGUAGAGUGUGAUUCAGGAUGCAGCCGCAGUGGACUGAAGGAUGGAAGAAAUGUUGGUGCCAUCUUGUGGCCUGGACCUUCACACUGAUCACGGUGGGACUAGAGUGUGUCCCUCAGUGCAGGAGAGAACUCAGGGGCCCCCCACACACACACACACACACACACACACACACACACACACAAAAUAAGGGAAUCAUGACAAGGUCCUGGGACUUUUUCAUUCAAAGAGCCGAUCGUUGUUGAUCUGGGCCGAGUUGUGAUCCACGAGCACAAGACAGAAGGACGUAAAAGGACGUUCUUUAAAAUAAAAACGCCCCCUUUGUACCUGUGAUAUUCUCCUGCUCCGCCCACUCUUUUUUUUCUUCUGAAUGUCCAACCCUGUACACGUGCUGUGACUUUCAGUGUGUAACUUGAGAAUGGAACAAAGACUUUAUGAAAACAUUCUUUUUAAAUUAUUAUUCUGAAUCUUCUGACGUUUGUAAACGGCCGAGACGAACUCACUGCGAAUCUCACGACUUGACCUCCACCUCCUUCCUUAAAAAUUGACAAAAAAAGUCAAAAAAAAAAAAGAAAAAAGAAAGAAAGAAAAGAAAUAGCCUGAGAAAAGAGGGAAAGCCUCUCUUUUGUUUUGGAUAAGCUAUUUUAAAUUGUGGUUGAAGCAAGCAAUAGACUUUUUGAAUUCUGAUUGUGCAUGGUUGUGUCUUGAGUGUUAAAAUAUUACAAAAAAAAGAUGCAGUUUGGGAACUGGACUGAAUAAAAAAAUAAAAAAGAGAAAAAAA
This is a messenger RNA of Tachysurus vachellii, 4314 nucleotides long. Its product is annotated as serine/threonine-protein kinase PAK 3-like. Gene Ontology annotation, cellular component: cytoplasm. Gene Ontology annotation, biological process: protein phosphorylation; regulation of actin cytoskeleton organization; regulation of axonogenesis. The coding region runs from base 215 to 2002 and encodes 595 amino acids. The transcript is spliced from 18 exons. Gene Ontology annotation, molecular function: protein serine/threonine kinase activity; ATP binding. NCBI's taxonomy places the organism in Eukaryota, Metazoa, Chordata, Actinopteri, Siluriformes, Bagridae. The record is from RefSeq and is a predicted model, not a curated record.